Molecule: messenger RNA, 3169 nt
Organism: Phanerochaete carnosa HHB-10118-sp
Lineage: Eukaryota; Fungi; Basidiomycota; Agaricomycetes; Polyporales; Phanerochaetaceae
Product: glycoside hydrolase family 31 protein
Exons: 8
Coding region: 19-2961 (980 amino acids)
Biological process (GO): carbohydrate metabolic process; N-glycan processing
Cellular component (GO): glucosidase II complex
Molecular function (GO): carbohydrate binding; alpha-glucosidase activity
Source: RefSeq, a predicted model, not a curated record
GACGGCCUCACCGACAAAAUGAGAGCACUGAGCUCGUUACUGCUGCUCGCAGCGGCGCCUCUUGCUCUCGCAGUAAAGCUCGAAGACUUCAAAACAUGCGACAAGGCCGCCUUCUGUCGACGUGGAAAGGCGAUCGCUCAACGCGCCGGCGAGAACCCAGACUGGAAGUCGCCGUAUUCAGUCGACCCCAGCUCUCUCGCCAUCUCCUCCGACCAGACCUCAUUCACCGCUGCCGUCAAAUCCUCGCUCUACCCUGAAAUCAACUUUGGACUGGAUGUUCGCGUGCACAAGGAUGGUGUGGUGCGCGUUCGCAUGGACGAGGUCAACGGCAAGGGCAAGCGUUACGACGAGGCUGCGUCCUGGGCACUGGUAGCGGAACCAGAGAUCAGCAAAGAUAUUCGGUGGACCGUCGGCAAGAAGGAGGUCAGGGCGACAUAUGGCCCCAAGGGCAACAAGGUCGACGUCGAGAUAGCCUUCAACCCGCUCGUCGUCACACUUUCACGCAACGGACGCACCGAGGUCGCUCUCAACAGCCUCGGACUCAUGCACAUGGAGCACUUCCGCACCAAGGAGGAACCUCAGCCUACUCCCGAAGCUGUAGAGGGCGAAGAGAGCGCACAAACGGUGAUGGAAGUGCCGAACCCUCGUUCGUGGUUUGAGGGCGAGGAAGAAGAUGGCUAUUGGGAAGAGACUUGGAAGUCCUGGACUGACUCGAAGCCCAAAGGCCCUCAGAUGCUCUCUAUGGACAUCAGCUUCCCCAACCAUGAACACGUCUACGGUAUUCCUCAGCAUGCCACGCGCCUCUCGCUCCCAACAACUUCCGGCGAGGACUCCUACUACAACGAGCCUUACCGUCUCUGGAAUUCCGACGUUUUCGAGUACAUGGCCGACUCGACCAUGUCUCUGUACGGUUCCAUUCCUGUCAUGUACGCGCACUCGAAGGAGUCCACCGUCGGCAUCUUCAACGCCAUCGCCUCCGACACCUUCAUAGACGUCGCACACCCCAGCGCUCACUCUUCUUAUACCCACUGGAUCUCCGAGUCCGGCAUCCUAGACAUCUUUCUCCUCCCCGGACCCAAGCCCGCAGACGUGUUCAAGCAGUACACCGGCCUCACGGGCACGCAAGAGCUCCCACCGCACUGGUCCAUCGCUUAUCACCAGUGCCGCUGGAAUUACGUAAGCUCGGACGACGUGCGGACUGUGCAGCGACGCUUCGACGAGGAGAACAUCCCCGUCGACGUCUUCUGGCUCGACAUCGAGUACGCCGAGGAGCACAAGUACUUCAUCUGGGACAAGAAGAACUUUCCCGACCCCGUCGAUAUGGCCAACGACGUCUCCGCUGUCGCUCGCAAGAUGGUCGUCAUCGUCGACCCGCACCUCAAGCGCGUCCAGUCGUACCCUGUCUACAAAGAGGCACAGGAGCUCGACGUCCUCGCCAAGACCAAAGACGGCCAGAGUGAGUACGAGGGCUGGUGCUGGAGCGGCAGCAGCGCCUGGGUGGACUUCUUCAACCCUGCGAGCUGGGAGUGGUGGAAGGGCCUCUUCAAAACCUCCCAGGGCUCGUCCGACAAGUGUGCCUGGAUCGAGAGCACGACCGACGUCCACAUAUGGAAUGACAUGAACGAGCCGGCUAUCUUCAACGGGCCUGAGAUCAGCAUGCCGAGGGACAACAUCCACUAUGGCGGCUGGGAGCACCGCGACCUGCACAACCUGAACGGCAUGCUCUUCAGCAACCAAACCUCGCAGGCUGUCCGUGCCCGCACGGACCCGCCCAUGCGCCCCUUCGUCCUCACGCGCUCGUUCUUCGCCGGUUCGCAACGCUUCGGCGCGAUGUGGACUGGCGACAACCUCGGCACCUGGGAGCACAUGGCCGUCGGCAUCAAGAUGGUGCUUUCGCUCAACCUGGCCGGGUUCUCUUUCUCCGGAUCCGACGUCGGCGGCUUCUUCGGGAACCCCGAGCCCGAGAUGCUCGUGCGGUGGUACCACGUCGGCGCGUUCACGCCCUUCUUCCGCGCGCACGCGCACAUCGACACCAAGCGCCGCGAGCCGUACCUCCUCGACGAGCCCUACAAGAGCAUCGUCCGCGACAUCCUGCGCCUCCGGUACAGCAUGCUGCCGAUCUGGUACACCGCGUUCCACGAGUCGAGCGUGAACGGCAUGCCCGUCGUCAGGCCCCACUUUGUCGUCUUCCCCGAGGACGAGGCCGGGUUCGCCAUCGACGACCAGUACUUUGUCGGAAGCUCCGGGCUGCUCGUCAAGCCUGUCACCGAAAAGGGUGCCACGGAGGCUCAGGUGUACUUGGCGGAUGAUCAGGUCUACUACGACUACUUCACGAGCCACGCCUACCGCGGCGCCGCGAAAGGCAGGAACGUCACCGUGCCAGCGCCGCUCGACAGGGUGCCGCUGCUCGUCCGCGGCGGCGCGGUCCUCCCGACGCGCGAGCGCCCGCGCCGCUCGUCGCCGCUCAUGCGCCGCGACCCGUUCACGCUCACCGUCGCCCUCGACACGGCCGGCGCCGCGCGCGGCACGCUGUACCUCGACGACGGCGAGAGCUACGGGCACGCGGCGGGCGCGCUCGUCUGGCGCGAGUUCACCGCGGCGCGGCGUGGGCGCGCGACGCACGUCGCCAGCGCGGACCUCGCCGCCGCCGCCGCGGCACACGGGCAGGCGCCCACAGCGAACGCAGGCGCAGGCGCAGAUGUGGGGGUGGGCACGGGCGCGGUGGUGUACGACCCGCAGAACGCGUUCGCGGACGAGGUGCGCGCGGUGCGCGUCGAGAAGCUCGUCGUGCUCGGCCUCGAGCGGCGUCCUGGCACGGUGACGCUCGGCGGCGCGGAGCUCGAGUGGGAGUUCGUGCCCGGCGUCGCGAGCGGCGCGGGCAAGGAGGGCGCGGCGGCGCGGCUGGUCGUCAAGAACCCGGUGGCGAGCAUCGUUGGGGACUGGGAGAUUGUCAUUCAGUAGGACGGCGGCGGCCGCUGCUGCCGCCCCGAGAGCUUGCUUGCGCUCUACUCUCUUUCUGCUGCUGUUGCUGCUGCUGCGCCAUGCUGCGUCCCGCUUCUAGUGUAAGGAGUAUUAUAUAGCGGGGCUUCUCUUUUUGAUGAUAAGAGGCUGCACGCCAAGUACAACUGGAGAAGCAGGCUUGUAUAUAGAGAAGCUAUCGACAGGAUUC